AAAGAGACAAAACAGAUACCAGAAAAUCAGCAGAAAAAAAUCGACUUUGGAUUUCGAUGGUUCGUGGUCAUCGUCGUCGCAAGUGUCAAAUGAAAAAUUCUUAGGCGAAAUUUGAUCCGUGACAGGAGAAAAAAAUUGUGGAAACGUACCUUUCGCGAGCAGUUUUCCGUCGUACGGUUUUUGUCCGGUUGCGAUCACACGGUGUUUCGGAACGGAACGGGCCAGUGCAGUGUGUGUGUGGAAAAAUCUGUGAACGAGUUUAAAAUAAACAUUUUCCUUCCCCGUCGCCCAGUGCGUUUAUUGUUUUCGAUCGGUAGAAUUUUGUGACGACGCUUGUGUUUUCGAUUUAAUCGCGCACGUCGCGAAUUUCCCUUUCGAUUUACUGGCAUUAAUUAGUAAUUAGUCCACGUAUGGUGUUUAACAGUUCACCUGUCGGUCAGAGUGCAGUUUUGGCGUAAAUUUCGUUCGUGUAGGAAACUCGGUUUCUCGAAUCGAUUUUGUCAACAUUCGCCAAUUGUACCAGGGACGAACGUAGUAACAAAUUGGCAAGGUAAUCUGCUCUUAUCGAUUGCUGCUGGCUGCGCGGGGUGGAAUAAGGAAAAAAAAACGCAAUCAGAAGACAGUGUUUAACGAAUCGGGAUUAAUUUGGUUGAAAUCAAAUUGAUAAUCAAUCCUGCAGGCAGUACUGGAAGCUGGUAUGGCAGAACCGAGCGCAGCGCCGCCACUGGAUCCUGCCGGACCGGGUCCAGACAUCAAUCGAGCCAACAAUAAUGGCAAUGCUAACACAGGGGGACAGGGGGCCGCUCCUACUCCACCUCCCCAGCCGCCACUAAUGAACCCUGCUCCUAGAGUUCGAAAUAAUGCUCAGAAUCCUCUUAUAAAUGUUCGGGAUCGGUUGUUUCAUGCGUUGUUCUUCAAAACGGCGAUCGCCUAUGCGGCAAUGGUUCCUAAACCCAUUCGGCGGGCUAUCGAAUUGGUCAUGCUGCUGAAUGCGUUGACCGCCUUUUUUAUUCUGAUCUACAUCCAUAUUCAUUUCUCUCAAACUCCCACUACUUGCUUGGAGCACGUGAAGAACGACUGGCCACGGGAUGGAAUUUUACGUGUCGAAAUCCUGCGGCACAAUCCGACCGCAGCGAAUGCGGCUUCGUCGAAAGACAAAAAUCCGGACGGGGACGAAAGUGAGCUGAACAUGUUUGGAAAUACCCACAAAAACGGGAUGAUCAGUAUCGAUCCGUCGACUACGCUGCCCCACGAACAGGAACAGAAUCAAAAUCCGGAACUGCCGUUGCAGAGUUACGCCAACAGUAGCCCGUGGUCCAACGGGCAGCAAUCGAAGGAACUGAUGACAUCGGCGGACGUGUAUCAGCCGUCCAAAAUAGACCCGGCAGUUGGACCCGGAACGGACGACACCACCGUCCGGAAGGUGGAAGUUAAUAUGCCGAUUGUGAGUACGAAAUUUCCCGGACGGGAAGCUCCUAUGGAUGUUCACCGAAAAGAAGAUGUAGAAGAAGCAGAAGAAGAAGAAGAAGAGGAGCAGCUAUCGGAGAUGCAACGGCUGCAGAAAGAUUUCGGUGAAAAUGUCGUGGUCUAUACCAAUGAGACGAUUUUGAAAAAUCUGGAAAAAAUGAAAGAAGAAUUACCGGAAACAGAACUGCGAACGGACGUGCCGGAAAUGGAGAAGCUAAAAAAUGCCGUGUGGGCCGACGAGCAGUACAUUGUCGAAUACUCGCUGGAGUAUGGCUUCCUGCGGCUAUCGGCGGCUACCCGGCAACGGCUCAACAUCCCGGUCCACGUGGUCACGCUGGAUCCCCAGCAGGACAAGUGCUUCGGUGAUUCGUUCAGUCGCUUUAUCCUGAAGGAAUUUCUCGGCUAUGACGACAUUCUGAUGGCAUCGGUUAAAGUGCUGGCCGAACAGGAGGACAACAAGGGCUACCUGCGCAAUGUCGUCACCGGUGAGCACUACCGGUUCGUUUCGAUGUGGUGGAUGGCCCGCAGUUCCUACUUUGCGCCGUUUUUCAUCAUGAUUUUGUUUACCAUCUCGAUCUCGAUGCUGCUGCGGUACUCUCAUCAUCAGAUCUUCGUGUUCAUCGUGGACCUGCUUCAGAUGUUGGAAUUCAACAUUCCGGUUCGUUUUCCAGCGGCGCCACUGCUAACCGUCAUCCUGGCGCUGGUCGGCAUGGAAGCCAUCAUGUCGGAGUUCUUUAACGAUACGACAACCGCGUUCUACAUUAUCCUGGUGGUUUGGUUCGCCGAUCAGUACGAUGCCGUUUGCUGCCACACGUCUGUCACGAAACGACAUUGGUUAAGAUUCUUCUACUUGUACCAUUUUUCAUUUUAUGCAUAUCAUUACCGUUUCAACGGGCAGUACAGCAGCUUGUCAUUGUUCACGUCGUGGAUGUUUAUACUGCAUUCGAUGAUCUUCUUUUUCCACCACUACGAACUGCCGGUCAUAAUUCAACAGGCUCAGCUUCAGCAAAUUCUUCUGCAAACACGUGAUGGCCAAGUGCCGCCACCAAAUCAACCACCAACUCAACAGGCUAGACAGCAACAACAACAGCAGCAGCAGCAACAACAGCAACAACAACAGCAGCAAGGGCAAGCCCCACCGGGAGGAGCACCACCACGAGGUCAGAAUAGACCACCACAGCAACCGCUCCACCGACUGGCAGCAACCGUACUGGACGGAAUUAUCAAUGCCAUGUGGUUUCAACGUCGGAACAACGAUAACAAUAACAACAAUCGCAACAUCCUGAUCAGCAUACCGCGGUACUACAGAAUAUUGGCAAUGAAUGGGAAUAACAAUAACGACAACAACAAUGCAGCUCCGCCGCCGGCUUUUGGCAACACCGGAGUGAAUGCUACGGUGCGCAACAUAGCGCACAAUUUGGUGCAAAGUUUACGAACCAAUGUUGCCGCCGGUAUGGAACUGUUGGGAAACAUGAACAUCCCGAACAAUAACAUAUUCGCCCAGCGUCUCUGGUUCGGAUUCGGAACCGGUCAAAAUCGUCAGAUCGGCAUAAGAAUAAUUGGCCGGAUACAUCCGGCCGGAGUGCCGAACAACGAUCCGGCUGGCACCGUGACUAACCCGACGGGGGCCGGCCGAGCGGGCCCAGCUCCCAUGACGGCGGAAAACAUCGCCACCGUAUCGGCAGUGGACCCCCGGACCAACUAUCAGCGGAACUACGAAGCGAACAACUUUAUUUUUCCGGAAGCAGUACUUACCCAUCAUCAGCAGCAUCAGCAGCCGGAGCAAUCCGCCGUAUCCGCCAGUAUUUCCGCGGCAGAUAGCGGCCAGGAAAAAAUCUACAACAUUGAAAACGUAUCGCUGGAUAGCAGCAUGCCCGAUUCUAGUGAUAGCACUAGCAGUCACAACAACAGCAGCAUCAGAUCCGACAGGAGUCCUGUGGAUGUCGCUAGUAGUAUAGAUCCCAGCACCAGCACCGUCCUGAGGGGGCCGGACCGACAGCAGCCCGGUAGUGGUGCGUGUAGUAUAGAGGAGCCGUCCGGUACGGCCAUCAACAACACUACGGAACAGCAGCAGUACAGCAUUAGUAGAUCUCCCAGGGAUUUGGCAUCCGCAGAUUUCGUCGAUGAAGAAUCUUAAGCGACUUUUAUUAUUUUGUUCUUUUUUUCCGUGAGUUACUGUAUCUAUAUUUGCUUAUUUAUCUGUGAAUUUAUUUUAUCGAAGGAAGAUCACAGCGAAAUGUGCGAAACAUGAGGUGCAAUAGAACAGAAAUUCAAAACUGAAAAAAAACACGUAGAACAUAAUGUGUAAUUCUGUACAUACAAACAGACGAAGACGAUGGAGUAUUCGAGCAGUGACAGCAGCAGCAGCAGCUUCUGCCGGUUGCAGAACAUUUUUUCCAAUGUAUGGCGUUGGAGGUGUAGAGCAAAAUUAUUAUCGAAACAAAAUGUGUUUAAUUAAAGCAGUAUCGUUGAAUGACUUGUUUUAUCAAAAAA
Molecule: messenger RNA, 3960 nt
Organism: Malaya genurostris
Lineage: Eukaryota; Metazoa; Arthropoda; Insecta; Diptera; Culicidae
Exons: 11
Coding region: 698-3604 (968 amino acids)
Biological process (GO): positive regulation of ERAD pathway; response to endoplasmic reticulum stress
Cellular component (GO): endoplasmic reticulum
Source: RefSeq, a predicted model, not a curated record